UUCACCUCUCCCUCUCGCUCGCUCGCUCGCUCGCUCGCUGUCUCUUACCGUGCUCGCGUCAUGCGUGAUUCACACACACCUGCGCAUUCGCUCCUGCCGCAUUCGAGGUUCCGAUUCUUGGACUACCUGUCGAUCCUGAGCUCCGAUACUGUUCUCAUUCCUCAAGCUUCCUCCCGGUCCCGGCCUCCCAAGCUUGUUUCCGGUCUCCCAGGGAGAGGGAGAGAGCUCGGCUCCUCCGAUCCCCAGUUGUCCUUGUCACUAUCCUCCUUCCUUGCUCGCCUCGAAACCCGAAUCUUGCUUUACGAUGAAAUGAUGGUAUAGCUCCAGGCCUCCACCUGAUCCAAGGUCUCGGCUUUCGGCGGCCCCCGUGCUCUAGCGCCGCUUGGAUUCAGGCCAAUGGGCGCGGCUCAGCUGGUGGCUUGGUUCUUGGCGCUCGCCGCCGCCGCGGGGGCGGUGUCGGCGGCGGGGGCGCGGCCGAGCGAGGUGGCCGUGGGCGCCCUCUUCACGUACGACUCCACGAUUGGCCGCGCGGCGCGGCUCGCCGUCGAGCUCGCCGUCGACGACGUCAACGCGGACGGCACGGUGCUCGCGGGGACGAAGCUCAGUCUGAAGAGCCACGACACCAACUGCAGCGCCUUUCUUGGGACCGUCGAAGCAUUGCAGCUUAUGAAAGAAAAUGUAGUUGCGGUGAUUGGGCCGCAAUCCUCGGGGAUAGGCCAUGUCAUCUCUCAUGUUGCUAAUGAGCUACACGUUCCUCUUCUGUCAUUUGCGGCCACAGAUCCAACUCUUUCUGCAUUAGAGUAUCCCUACUUCUUAAGAAUGACCAUAAGUGACUACUUCCAAAUGAAUGCUGUUGCUAGCAUUGUUGAUUACUAUCAAUGGAAAAGGGUGACUGCUAUAUAUGUUGAUGAUGAUUAUGGGCGCGGUGGUGUGUCCGCCCUUGGUGAUGCACUUGCAUCUAAAAGGGCAAUGAUUUCAUAUAAAGCAGCUAUUCCUCCAAAUUCAAAUUCAGACGUGAUAAGUGAUGUACUGUUUAGAGCAAACAUGAUGGAAUCAAGGGUCAUGGUUGUGCAUGUCAAUCCUGACACCGGGAUGAGAAUAUUUUCUGCAGCUCACAAGCUCCAGAUGAUGGCCACUGGCUAUGUCUGGAUAGUAACUGAUUGGCUAGCUGCUGUCCUUGAUUCUUCGGCGUCUAGAGAUCUUAAAGAUAUGAGUCAUAUUCAGGGACUAAUUGUUCUUCGUCAGCACACUCCUGAAUCUGAUGUCAAGAAUAAGUUCAUAUCCAAAUGGAAUACUGUGGCUCGUAACAGAAGUGUUACUUCUGGCUUGAACUCAUACGGCUUUUAUGCUUAUGACAGUGUUUGGACUGUUGCUCGUGCUAUCGAUCAAUUCCUCAACAGUGGGCAACAGAUCAACUUCUCUACAGAUCCCAGGUUGCACGAUUCGAAUGGCAGCACUUUGCGUCUAUCAACUCUCAAGAUAUUUGAUGGUGGUGAGCAGAUGCUACAGCAACUUGUACUCACAAACUUUACAGGUGUGACAGGUCCAGUCCAGUUUGGUUCAGACCGCAAUUUAGUACGCCCAGUGUAUGAUAUCCUUAAUGUUGGUGGUUCUGGCUCCCACUUGAUUGGCUAUUGGUCUAACCAUUCCGGCCUUUCUGUUGCUGCUCCUGAAAUUUUGUAUCAGAAGCCACCAAAUACAAGUGCCCAGCAGCUGUACAAUGUGGUAUGGCCAGGUGACUCCACAACUACGCCUAGGGGUUGGGUAUUCCGAAACAAUGGCCAGGCUCUGAGAGUUGGGGUUCCGAAUAAAGCAAGCUUUAAGGAUUUAGUGUCAGGCAGAGGUCCUGAUAAUGUGACGGGUUAUUGCAUUGAUGUAUUCAACGCGGCAAUUAAACUGCUUCCUUACCCAGUUCCUGUCCAAUUUGUUACUAUUGGGGAUGGCACAAAGAACCCAAGCUAUAUUGGCAUUGUUAGAAUGGUUGCUGCCAAUACCCUUGAUGCAGCUGUAGGCGACUUUGCUAUAGUGAGAAAUGGAACAGCGAUUUCAGAAUAUACACAGCCUUAUGUUGAGGCAGGGCUCGUGAUAGUAGCGCCGGUGAAGCAAAUAACUCCAAGUGCCUGGGCUUUCCUUAAACCCUUCACAUUGGAGAUGUGGUGUGUCACAGGUGCUCUUUUUAUUUUGGUGGGGAUAGUAGUUUGGCUUCUUGAACAUCGGAUUAAUGAGGAUUUUCGAGGCUCUCCACGGCGACAAGUUAUAACAAUAUUCUGGUUCAGCUUCUCAACAAUGUUCUACUCACACAGAGAAAACACUGUAACUGCACUUGGGCGGUUCGUGGUGAUAAUAUGGUUGUUUGUUGUGCUGAUCAUCACUUCAAGUUAUACUGCUAGCUUGACGUCAAUCCUUACAGUCCAACAGCUUGACACAGGAAUUACAGGGCUUGAUAGUUUGAUUUCCAGUUCUUUACCUAUUGGAUACCAGAAUGGAAAAUUUACCAAAAAGUACCUGAUUCAAGAACUCAAUAUUCCAGAGUCUCGAUUGGUAGCACUAAAUACGAUCCAGGAAUAUGCUGAUGCCCUCAACCGUGGACCAAAAUACGGCGGUGUUGCCGUGAUUGUGGAUGAGAAGCCGUAUAUUGAUAUCUUCCUGUCAUACUACUGCAACUUCAGAAUAGUGGGACAGCAAUUCACAAGGGAAGGAUGGGGCUUUGCAUUCCAGAGGGACUCCCCUCUUGCUGCAGACAUGUCGACAGCCAUCCUUCAACUUUCAGAGAGUGGCCAACUUCAGAGAAUUCACGACGAGUGGUUCACGCGGCCUGGUUGCGCCUCUGAUGAUGACAGCCAGGUGGGAGCAACCAGGCUUGGUGUCGGAAGCUUUUCGGGCCUUUUCCUCAUGUGUGCCCUGACAUGUAUCUUCGCUCUGGUGGUGUUCUUCAUACGGAUCUGCUGGCAAUAUAAAAAGUACUCCAGUUCCGAAGCUGCCGGUGAGCCCAGCGCAGCCGAUGCUGAUGCUAUCCAGCGGAGGCCAUCAGGCCUAGGCAGCUUCAAAGAGCUGUUACAGUUUGUCGACAAGAAGGAGGAAGAAAUCCGGAGGACGAUGAAACGAAGAUCAACCGACAAAGAUAACCAAGCUGCAGGUUCCUCAGAUGCGCUGUCACCAUACUAACGUUCUUUCAGGCUUCAGUCCUUCAGAUGGCAGAGCAGGGAAGCACAUUACCAAGACAACAUAUCGAACAGAUUCAUGUAGAUAGUGGUGAUAUAUUUUGAUCCAAACAUCCCUUUUUCCAUAGGAUCUUUAGAAUUGUCUAUGAUAUACACAGUAUGUAUUCCACAACUGUGGUUUCUUUCAACAGCUUUUCUAACAGGCAUAUUUCUGGCUUUCCUCUGGCUGAUUUAUUGGGUUCUAUA
Molecule: messenger RNA, 3407 nt
Organism: Panicum hallii
Lineage: Eukaryota; Viridiplantae; Streptophyta; Magnoliopsida; Poales; Poaceae
Product: glutamate receptor 3.4-like
Exons: 6
Coding region: 397-3165 (922 amino acids)
Cellular component (GO): plasma membrane
Molecular function (GO): signaling receptor activity; ligand-gated monoatomic ion channel activity
Source: RefSeq, a predicted model, not a curated record